This is a messenger RNA of Hyla sarda, 1063 nucleotides long. RefSeq names its product serum paraoxonase/arylesterase 2-like. NCBI's taxonomy places the organism in Eukaryota, Metazoa, Chordata, Amphibia, Anura, Hylidae. The transcript has 8 exons. The record is from RefSeq and is a predicted model, not a curated record. Gene Ontology annotation, molecular function: arylesterase activity. The coding region runs from base 11 to 994 and encodes 327 amino acids.
UAGAUUAUUAAUGUUCAAUGAAGUCGUGCCGGUGGAGAUCCCCGGUUGUCAACUUCUGAAAGGGAUCGAGGCUGGUUCUGAAGAUAUCGAUAUUCUUCCUAAUGGUUUGGCCUUUAUAAGUACAGGCAUGAAGUUGCCUUACGUAAAGUGCUUUGCACCUGACAAGCCUGGAGAGAUACUACUUUUAGACCUGGAAAAUGGCGACCUCAGUCCCGUCCCUCUGCGCAUCAGUGAAGGUUUUGACGUGUCUUCCUUAAACCCUCAUGGGCUGAGCACGUACAUCGAUGAGAAGGAUGGUACAGUCUAUCUCUUUGUGGUGAAUCAUCCGCAGUUACAAUCCAUAGUGGAGAUAUUCAAAUUUCAAGAGGAGGAACGUUCUCUUCUCCAUCUGAAAUCAGUGAAACACGAACUGCUCAGCAAUGUUAAUGAUAUAGUUGCUGUUGGGCCUGAGAGCUUCUACGCCACCAUCGAUUAUUACUUUACCAAUAUCAACAUGAAAUAUGUGGAAUUGUUUCUUGGAUUUCAAUGGACGGGUGUUGUGUAUUACAGCCCUGGUGAUGUCCGACAAGUGGCCAAAGGACUUUACAGUGGCAAUGGAAUUACUAUUUCUAAUGACAAGAAAUACAUCUACGCUGCUGAUAUCUCAGGUCAUACAAUUCAUGUCUUUAAAAAGAAUGAAGAUUGGUCUCUUACCCCAGUAAAGGUGCUGGAUGUAAAUUUCCUUUUGGAUAACCUGUCAGUGGAUCCAGAGACCGGGGAUAUUUGGACAGGAGGUCUUCCAAAUGCAUUAAAAUUCUUUGUUUACAGUGAAGAUUAUCUCCCUGGUUCAGAGGUGAUCCGUGUACAGAAUAUUCACUCGGAUAACCCCAUUAUCACCAGAAUCUAUGCGAACAACGGGUCAGUGCUCCAGGGGUCAUCCUGUGCCUCCGUGUACAAGGGGCAGCUAUUGGUGGGUACAAUAGUCCAUCGAGCCCUGCACUGCCCGCUGAAGUGACGCUUCUUAUGAAUCUGAAUAUUAAAGCUGUGGAUUUUUUUACAAACCAAAAUAAACACUAAUUUUACC